GGGCCCUGCCACCUGGGAAGCGGCCGCAGCGGGAGCCGCCGCGGCGUCCAGGAUGUUCAGUGUAACCAAGGCCACGGAGAAGGCUCUGCUUCAGCACUUCAUAUACCAGAAGUUGGAGAUCGCCUAUGCCAUACACAAGCCCUUUCCGUUCUUCGAGGCCCUCCGAGACAACAAAUUCAUCACGGAGAGGGUGUACAGAGAAUCCCUGGAAGCCUGUGGAAAUCUGGUGCCCAUUUCCAGAGUGGUGCACAACGUUCUCACCAAACUGGAGAAGACUUUUGACUUGCCGCUUCUGAUGACACUGUUCAGCCAGAGUAACCUGCGUGAAUAUCCCGAUCUCAUGGUCAUUUUCAGGAGCUUCGGAAGCGUUGUUGCGUCCUAUGAGCACUGGAGCAGAACCACACCAAGUGGCUCAGUAGAAGAGAGCUCCCUGCAGACCCCGCAGCUCCCGGGGCCCCAUCCACCCACCCUGAGCUCUCUGCUGUGUACGCCUGGAGUCACUGAGCUCCAAGCAGCCUCGGAGCAAAUCAACAAGAUCCUACAUGAACGGCCCAGCCCUUCCAACCCUGCCCUGCCUCUCCCUGGACUCAUCCAGGAAGGACAAAACAGUCCAGGAAGGAAAAGAAAAAGACAUAUUUGGCCAACUCCAAAGAGACAUCAGAAAAAAAGCUGCCCAAAAGAAGCAGUGUCACCUGAGCAAGGAACCCAAGAGGAGCUCCAAGGGGCAAACCAGGGCACCCAAAUGAGAGAUGACUUAACCCAGGACUUGGAUGUGCUGGAAAGGGUCCACGAGGCAAAGACUGAAUGUGCCCCGACACCCACCCCAGAAGAGAUCAGCCAUGAGACCUCAGAAAUAAAUGAAGGGACGACACCCCAGAAGAUACCCAGCACCCCACCAAGAACUACCCAUGGUAAAGACUUGGAAUUGCAGACCUCAGAGCUCAGUCAUCAGAAACCCAAAUCAGAAAAGAAGAAGAAAAAAAAAUGUAUCUGGUCAACUUCAAGAAGAAGACAGAAAAAAAGGCUUCCAAGAGAGGCAGCUUCAUCUGGGCGUGGAAUCCAGGAGAAAGCCCAAGUGGUGGAUCAGGAAACUCAGAGGAAGGACAACUCCGACUCAGCCGAGGAUGCAAAGAUGGACUGUGCGCAGAAGGCCACAGCAGAGGAAAAACCAGAAGAUGAUGCUGUAGAUUUUCUCUCACCUAUGCUGCCUGUGACCUGUGGUGAUGCCAAGGGGGUUUUAUAUAAGGAGAAGAUGCAGCAAGGUUCUUCAGAGAAGUGCAUUCAGAACGAGGAGGGAACCUGGUUCACACCCGACGAAUUUGUAGUUGAAGGAAAGAGAGAAAAGUCAAAAGACUGGAAGAAGAGCGUGCGCUGCAGGGGACAGACCUUGCGGCACCUGAUGGAGAAAAGACUUUUGUUCUGCCCUUCAAAAGUGAAUAUGAAGCGAAAGGUCACUAGCAGGUGAAUUCCCAGCACGUCCUCCGGCUCUUGUGUCCCAGCUCCGAAGGCAACCUCAUCAGCCGCUCCAGCAUGCUCCAGCAUGCUGCUCCAUGCCCCGGCCUCCGUUACCACCAGUUACUAGGGACAAGGAGCCACAGGACUCCUUGAGACAAAAAUCAGGACAAGUUACUCAUGCGCAGAUCCGGCUCACGAGCCUCCCAUUACACGGGAACUUCCAGCAGAGGCCCUGGUGCAUCUGUUCUUCAGAGACUGGCCUAACCUUUGUCUGCAUUCAGAGUUUCGUUGGUUGUAUUGUUGUUUGUUUUGUGCUGACCCUAAGGCUUGAA
Molecule: messenger RNA, 1787 nt
Organism: Dipodomys ordii (Ord's kangaroo rat)
Lineage: Eukaryota; Metazoa; Chordata; Mammalia; Rodentia; Heteromyidae
Gene: Sp110
Product: SP110 nuclear body protein
Exons: 12
Coding region: 53-1465 (470 amino acids)
Biological process (GO): regulation of transcription by RNA polymerase II
Cellular component (GO): nucleus
Molecular function (GO): DNA binding; DNA-binding transcription factor activity, RNA polymerase II-specific
Source: RefSeq, a predicted model, not a curated record